Messenger RNA from Varanus komodoensis (Komodo dragon), 2535 nucleotides. RefSeq names its product ATPase H+ transporting V0 subunit a4 (gene ATP6V0A4). Gene Ontology annotation, molecular function: proton-transporting ATPase activity, rotational mechanism; ATPase binding. The coding region runs from base 1 to 2535 and encodes 844 amino acids. The transcript has 20 exons. Gene Ontology annotation, cellular component: plasma membrane; vacuolar proton-transporting V-type ATPase, V0 domain; vacuolar proton-transporting V-type ATPase complex. The record is from RefSeq and is a predicted model, not a curated record. NCBI's taxonomy places the organism in Eukaryota, Metazoa, Chordata, Lepidosauria, Squamata, Varanidae. Gene Ontology annotation, biological process: vacuolar acidification; proton transmembrane transport.
AUGGCAUCUGUCUUCCGGAGUGAAGAGAUGUGUCUGUCCCAACUUUUUCUCCAGGUGGAGUCUGCCUAUUGCUGUGUUGCAGAACUCGGAGAGCUGGGACUGGUUCAGUUCAGAGAUUUGAAUGCAAACGUGAACAGCUUCCAAAGAAAGUUUGUGAAUGAAGUACGAAGAUGUGAGUCCUUGGAAAGGGUACUUCGCUUUCUGGAGAGUGAAAUGGGGGAUGACAUCCUGCUUCUUAAGCCUGGGAAGUAUCCAGAGACUCCGCUACCUCGAGAGAUGAUUGACUUAGAGGCUGUUUUGGAGAAACUGGAAAGUGAGCUGCAAGAGGCCAACCAGAACUUGCAGGCAUUGAGGCAAAACUUCCUAGAACUCACUGAACUAAAGCACCUCCUCAAGAAAACUCAGGACUUCUUUGAGACAGAAACUAAUUUGCCUGAUGAUUUCUUCAAUGAAGACACCUCAGGAUUGUUAGAGCUGAGAAGUAGUCCUGCAGCAGUAGCUGCAAAACUGGGAUUCAUAGCAGGCGUGAUCAAAAGGGAACGGUUGGUACCAUUUGAGCGUUUGCUGUGGAGAGCCUGCCGCGGAAACAUCUAUCUGAGGUUCAGUGAAAUGGAUGCAGUUCUGGAAGAUCCUAUCACUAAAGAAGAGAUGAAAAAGAAUGUGUUCAUUAUAUUCUAUCAAGGGGAGCAGCUCAGACAGAAAAUCAAAAAGAUUUGUGAUGGGUUCCGUGCCACAAUGUACCCAUGUCCAGAGUCAGUUGCAGAGCGCCGGGAAAUAGCUGCUGGUGUGAACACAAGAAUUGAGGAUCUUAACACGGUGAUCACCCAAACAGAGACCCAUCGCCAGGGGCUGUUGAAAGAUGCGUCUGCGAACCUGUGGAGCUGGGGGAUCAAGGUGAAGAAAAUGAAGGCUAUCUACCACAUCCUGAACUCUUGCAACAUCGACGUCACGCAGCAGUGUGUCAUCGCUGAGAUCUGGUUCCCUGUGUUAGACACAGGCAGGAUAAAAAGAGCUCUGAAUAAAGGAAUGGAACGCAGCGGCUCUGCAAUCAACCCAAUCCUGACCACUAUUCAGACCAAGAUGUCUCCUCCUACCUUCAACAGAACCAAUAAGUUCACCUCAGGUUUUCAGAACAUAGUUGAUGCCUAUGGAGUGGGUAAUUACAGAGAGAUAAAUCCAGCCCCCUACACGAUCAUUACCUUCCCUUUCCUCUUUGCGGUGAUGUUUGGAGAUUGCGGCCACGGCACGGUCAUGCUGGCCUUCGCUCUUUGGAUGAUCAGCAACGAGAAGUCCCUCUUAGCCCAGAAGAGCACCAACGAGAUCUGGAACACCUUUUUCAGUGGCCGCUACCUGAUCCUCCUGAUGAGCAUUUUCUCCAUCUAUACUGGCUUCAUCUACAAUGAUUGCUUCUCCAAGUCAUUCAACAUAUUUGGGUCUUCCUGGCAUGUCCGCCCCAUGUACAAUAACGGCGGAUGGACGGAUGAAAUUGUGCAUUCCCAUGAGUACCUUCAGCUGAACCCAGCACAUCCAGGAGUGUACUCUGGAAACCCUUAUCCCUUUGGGAUCGAUCCGAUCUGGAACAUUGCAAACAACAAGCUGACUUUCUUGAACUCCUACAAAAUGAAGAUGUCUGUCAUUAUGGGGAUCACACACAUGGUCUUUGGGGUGAUACUCAGUCUCUUCAACCAUGUUUAUUUCAGGAAUACCAUCAACAUCAUCCUGCAGUUCAUUCCAGAGAUGAUCUUCAUCCUCUGCCUGUUUGGUUACCUUGUUUUCAUGAUUAUUUUCAAGUGGUGCCGGUACGAUGCCAAAGGUGCUGAGUUUGCCCCGAGCAUCCUUAUCCACUUCAUCAACAUGUUUCUCUUUAGUUACAAUGACCAGACGAAUCGUCCCUUAUACGAACAUCAGCAAGAAGUACAAACCUUUCUGGUCAUUCUUGCCCUGAUUUCUAUUCCUUGGAUGCUCCUGAUUAAACCCUUCAUUCUUCGAGCCAAUCACCAGAGAGCUCAGCGCAUGCUGCAUUCAUCUGAAUUGACGGAGAGUCCCACUGGCGAUAUUGAGGUGGAGAUCAUGGAGUCCAACAACUCUAAGAAAGCAAGUCUGGAAGAUCACAGUGGUGGUGGUCAUGGAGGACAUGGUGAACACGGGGAAGAGUUCAACUUUGGAGACAUCUUUGUCCACCAGUGCAUUCACACCAUUGAAUACUGUCUGGGUUGCAUUUCCAACACGGCUUCCUACCUUCGGCUCUGGGCACUCAGUCUGGCCCAUGCACAGCUCUCAGAGGUCCUCUGGACCAUGGUGUUAAAGGAAGCAUUCCAGAUUGCCAACUGGGUUGGCCUCAUUGUGGUCUUCAUUAUCUUUGCUGUCUUUGCAUGUCUGACUGUAGCCAUUCUUCUUGUAAUGGAAGGCCUCUCUGCAUUCCUGCAUGCACUGAGACUCCACUGGGUAGAGUUCCAGAACAAAUUUUAUGCUGGCUCAGGUUAUGCAUUCACCCCAUUCUCCUUUAAGACCAUCAUAGAAGGAACUGAAGAAUGA